CAUACGAAACCAAGCGAUAUCGCUUUAAGAUUAGAUUUCUAGUUUUAUUACGAUACAGGACGUGGCUGUACAGUGGUUGAAGGUACAUCGAAGGUACAGCAACGGAUACUAGAAAUAAUGAAGAGAAAAUAAACUUGUAUGCGGAUCUUAUUAACAAGGUGGAAAAGGACAAUAUACAAAUUCUUGUGGCUAAAUUUAAAAUAACUAAAGCGGGUGACACAUCAUUGGAUAAAAUCGUAAUAGAAGUGCGUAACAAAAUUGAACUUUUUCAUUUCACUCACGAGAGUUAACAACAAUAAACAACCGUAAAUGUCAGCAAUAUUUAUAAUUUAGUUGUCGGAGACAUUGUGUGUGUUUUUUUUCUGAAUGACACAAGGCUGUGAAGUAUUUUAAUAGGCGCGUAUGGACUUUAGAACAAAACGUCGGAUUUGUUGACAUUUGUGCAAAUUGGACUUUAAACGUUUAUUGAAUCAAAAUCUGUAAUCGGAUAUCGAUUUUGAUCGAAGACAUUCGUGGAAGUUGUGCAGUUUCUCUCCAUUCUUAUUAAGCCUCUUAAGGACAAAUCGAAACAUGUUGGACAUCAUGUUCUCAAUGAAGCAGGGAGGAGUGUGGUUGAUGUUCGGAGUGCUUCUAAUGCACGUGACGCUGUCAUCUCAGUGCGACCAGUGUGAUUGUAACAUCAGUGGCGGAGAUGACGUAAAAGGUGUCCACGUGGCACAGCUCACGUGUCAAAGCGGAUCAGUCACGUGGUACAAUCCAACGAGCGCUUUACGACUCGAGGUCAAACCUCAAAAGAUGCGCUCAUUCACUGCGUGCAUGAUCAUCGAUUCCGAUGACGUCAUGUUAAAGAUGUCGCGCGAAAAUGACAUCACAGUGAACACCAGGUCGCCAACGGAGCGGACCAGACACGUAUUAAAUGAUCACAACUUGAAAGAGGUCUACACAGGGACGGGGCGCAGCCAAGAGAUUUGCCUGACUUCAAAAGGGCCUCUGAGUUUAUAUUUAGAAGCGGAAGAAUCCGCUGUGCUAGGCUCUCGAAAGGUGGUAAUUCAGUAUGACAUAUCUGAAUACCGAACCGAUCAACAGGAUACUUCAAUAGAAGAGUGUCGCCCGUGCAGUCCGGAAGAGCUUCUUACUGCCUACUGCUCCAGCGAUUUUGUCGUUGUCGGAAAGAUGAACAAUGUUGAACAUUUUGACCAGAAAACGCGUAUUGGCGUCGCUGUUACCCAGAUCGUGCGUCAGAUUGGUUCCCACUUCACACGCAUGCGCAGAGACACAUUGGAACUCCAGGGAACCGUUACCACGCACCGGAAGUGCGGUGUUGUCAAAGGCGACGGAAUGUUCCUCCUGACCGGAAGAGAAAGACUGGGUGAAUUGCGUUUGGGAUGCGCACCUUACCUCGAUGAAUGGGAGUCUAUCGUCAGCGCCGCGGAACGUGAUGGGAAGUUGCAGUGUAUCCGAGAAUGAACGCAACCGGAACCUCUGCCGUCCAUGACGGCUUCGGUACCGGUAAUCUACCUCAUGUGAAAGUUUCACUGCAACCUUAGCCCAGGUGACCUAAGUCACGUCUCGCUAGCGAUGUUACGUCAUGGCGCUGUGGAACCAAGAGAUGGGUCCGCGGGCACUAACAGGCGGCGCGGUGAUAUACGUCAUAAUGUGAAUAUGACGUCAUGACAAAUGGUGCAAUUUUAAUGAAUUUGUGGACCAGUGAUGUGGACGCAAGCCUUGGAGUUCAGCAGCAUUCAAACCCUUUGGCCCAAGCAACCUUGCUGAAGGAGAUGAGGUCACUAUGGUUACAAUUCGGAUCACAACGGACGAUACUCGGACGUCACCGACAUGCUCGCCAGACAAUCGUAACAACUCGGACAUCUUCGACAGACUCGGUUUAUUUCGUGGAAAUAGCGGAGCGUGAUUCGAUUGGCUCGUUAGAUUGUCGCCGUGUUUCGAGUGUUCCGAAGAAUGACGUUGGAAAUCCAGUGCAGGGCAUACCUAUACCAGAUUGUAUAGAGUUUCCAUGAAGUGAUAAAAUUAACAUACUUAAUCGUACUUCACAGAGACCAUUAACGUUCAAGUGAAAUGCCAUACUCAUAUCCAUAUUUACAAGACUGUUUUUCUUCUGAAAGCAUGUUUAUUUAUAUAUUAAAAAUAAAUUUGAACUUGCAUAA
Mya arenaria is the source of this 2165-nucleotide messenger RNA. Its product is annotated as meteorin-like protein. The record is from RefSeq and is a predicted model, not a curated record. NCBI's taxonomy places the organism in Eukaryota, Metazoa, Mollusca, Bivalvia, Myida, Myidae. The coding region runs from base 571 to 1467 and encodes 298 amino acids. Gene Ontology annotation, molecular function: metalloendopeptidase inhibitor activity; hormone activity. The transcript has 6 exons.